Molecule: messenger RNA, 645 nt
Organism: Soboliphyme baturini
Lineage: Eukaryota; Metazoa; Nematoda; Enoplea; Dioctophymatida; Soboliphymatidae
Source: the annotation of a GenBank genome assembly
AAACUAGGCACGCCUGUUAUUAACGUUCUAAUUAAUAAACUAAUUUUUAGCUCCUACCUCAAAGGAAAGCAAUACCAAGGCAAAGAGUCGGCAAAGGGCAAAGUAGCCAUCGUUACGGGCGCCAACUGUGGCAUAGGGAAGCAGAUCGUUCGAGAGCUGAGUCAAAGAGGAGCCAAGGUUUAUAUGGGAUGUCGGAACCUGGAGGCCGGUCAGACGGCGUUGGCCGAGUUGGCAAAAGUUGGCUGUUGUUCGACUCGGCUCGUGCUACUUCAGCUGGACCUAUGCUCCUUCUCGUCGAUCAAAAGCUUUUGCGACGAGGUGGCCGCUGCCGAAUCGAAGGUCGACAUCCUAGUGAACAACGCUGGAGUCAUGUUUUAUCCUAAGUUCAAGAUCACCGAGGACGGUCACGAGCUGACUUGGCAGACCAACUACCUCGGUCACUUCCUCCUCACGGCGUCGCUUCUGCCGCUACUUGAAGCGGCUGCCGAUGAAGCACGCGUGCUCAACGUGUCGGCCAGGGCCCACUAUUACGCUGGACCGAUUAACUUGGAGAAAGUCGAUCAACGCAGCGGAUGGGACCGUCUCGAAGCGUACAAGUCAAGUAAACUCGCACAGGUUCGUUUCUUGAACAUUUUUAAGAAUUAG